GACAAUAAAUGUCUGAAGCAGUAUAAUUAUUCAAUCAAUCUCUUCUCCUCAAAUAUAAUAUAUGCAAUAAUAAAGAGACCAUUACAGGAAACACAUACUUUAUCAGUAUAUAGUAAUUUGUUAAAAAUUCAUUCUUCAUAUGAAAAUGAGUGGCUUCCUUUCUUACAUGUGAUGUAAUAAUUUAACUUUACUGCUUCCUUUCUGUUGACUGACCAUUAGACAGGUAAUACAAAUAUUACAAAGUAGGCAUAGAGCAAUAUUGUUUAACCAUUAGCCUAACAGUAGUGGCACCAUUAAUCAUCAUUAGCUAGGGUGUAGAAAGAUUUAAACAUUAGCCACUAAGUAGGAGUGGUUAACCACCAGAACGGGAGUGCCACUUGUUAGCCAUUAUAUAGGAAGCUGAUAUAUGAUAAUUACCAACUUCCCCUUCAAGGCAUCAGAAGAUUCAGGGCGUGCUUAGGCAGAGGAGUGACAGACCAUGAGUUCCAAGCAGCAGUUUGUCAAACUAAAUGAUGGCCACUUCAUUCAUGCCCUGGGUUUUGGAACCUGUAAAUCCCAAGAGAUUCCCAAUAGCAAGUCACUGGAGGCCACCAACCUAGCUAUAGGUGCUGGGUUCCGCCAUAUUGAUACUGCUUUUGCAUAUCACGUGGAAGAGGAAGUAGGGCAGGCCAUUCAAAGCAAGAUUAAAGCUGGCAUUGUAAAGAGAGAAGACUUGUUCAUCACUACAAAGCUUUGGAGUACUUGCCUUCGACCAGAACUUGUCCAACCUACUUUGGAAAAAUCAUUGGAAAGACUGCAACUGGACUAUGUUGAUCUUUACCUUAUACAUUACCCCGUACCAUUGAAGCCAGGGGAUAAUGAUUUCCCAGUAGAUGAACAAGGGAAAGUAUUAUUUGACACAGUGGAUUUUUGUGCCACGUGGGAGGCAUUGGAGAAGUGUAAGGAUGCAGGAUUGGUCAAGUCUAUUGGAGUGUCCAACUUUAACCACAAGCAGUUAGAGAGAAUCCUGAAUAAGCCAGGACUUAAAUACAAGCCUGUCUGCAAUCAGGUUGAAUGUCAUCUUUAUUUAAACCAGAGUAAGCUGCUGGAUUACUGCAAAUCAAAAGACAUUGUUCUGGUUGCUUAUGGUGCCCUGGGAACCCAGCGAUAUAAAGAUUGGGUGGAUCAGAACUCUCCAGUUCUCUUGAAUGAUCCAAUUCUUUGUGAUGUGGCCAAAAAGAACAAGCGAAGCCCCGCCCUGAUUGCUCUGCGAUACCAGAUUCAGCGUGGGGUUGUGCCUGUGGUCCAGAGUUUCAAAGAAAAUGAGAUAAAAGAGAAUUUGCAGGUUUUUGAAUUCCAGUUGUCUCCUGAGGAUAUGAAAACCCUAGAUGGCCUGAACAGAAACGUUCGAUAUCUUCCAACUAAGUGUUUUGCUGACCACCCUGAAUAUCCAUAUUCUGAGGAAUAUUAACAUGGGAACCUAGUCAUGACUGCCUGAAAUUACUGUUUGUGGACAGUGAUGUUGGUGAUUUGAUUUGGAUGCGGUUUGGUGGAUGCCUCAUUUGCCGUCAACCUACGCUGCUUAGUAACAGUCAUGUUCAGCUGAAGCUCCAGCUAAUGGUCUUUAAGAAAAGGGAUUUGA
Molecule: messenger RNA, 1621 nt
Organism: Alexandromys fortis (reed vole)
Lineage: Eukaryota; Metazoa; Chordata; Mammalia; Rodentia; Cricetidae
Product: aldo-keto reductase family 1 member C13-like
Exons: 9
Coding region: 479-1450 (323 amino acids)
Biological process (GO): steroid metabolic process
Cellular component (GO): cytosol
Molecular function (GO): ketosteroid monooxygenase activity; aldose reductase (NADPH) activity; steroid dehydrogenase activity
Source: RefSeq, a predicted model, not a curated record